This is a messenger RNA of Camellia sinensis, 576 nucleotides long. NCBI's taxonomy places the organism in Eukaryota, Viridiplantae, Streptophyta, Magnoliopsida, Ericales, Theaceae. The record is from RefSeq and is a predicted model, not a curated record.
UUUUUACGGGUUUGUUGGAUUUUGUACGAUGCAGGAGUAUCUUCAAGGAAAUCCAUUGUGGCUUCAGUAUGUGAAAUUCCCAUUGGCGGCUUUGGGAUAUGAAAGCAGCUAUGAUGUAUUUGUCAAGGCCCAUGGUGGUGGUCUUUCUGGUCAAGCUCAAGCGAUUUCCCUUGGCAUUGCCCGUGCACUGCUAAAGGUAAGUGAGAGCCAUAGAACUCCUCUGAGGAAGGAAGGUCUUCUGACUAGAGACUCAAGAGUGGUUGAGAGGAAGAAAGUUGGUCUCAAGAAAGCUCGAAAAGCCCCACAAUUCUCUAAGCGUUGAGAGGCUUUGUAUAGUAAAUAUAUUUAGUUUGAUAGAAUGUUUUAGGCUGUAUCUUUCUUGAGCUUCUCAAACACAUAACUGCUCGUAAUUCUUUGUGACUAACAUUUGUUGUUUUAUAGUCAUGAAAACUCUUUGCUCUUUUCCUUUUAAUGGUGUGAAGGAAAUAAAAUGUAAUUUACUGCCAUUGCACAGCCAUCUAUGCCAUCGUUGGGCACACCAAUGCUUCCAAUCUACUGCAAUUAACCGUUGAAUCA